Messenger RNA from Cygnus olor (mute swan), 1811 nucleotides. RefSeq names its product methyltransferase-like protein 7A. The transcript has 2 exons. Gene Ontology annotation, molecular function: S-adenosylmethionine-dependent methyltransferase activity. The coding region runs from base 907 to 1656 and encodes 249 amino acids. Lineage: Eukaryota; Metazoa; Chordata; Aves; Anseriformes; Anatidae. The record is from RefSeq and is a predicted model, not a curated record.
UUGAGAGGUACAAACAGUCCUCCUUUCCCAACACUGGGCUCACCUGAAGCAGAGCAAUUAAAAGCUAGUGGCUAAUUACCCUGCUACCAAGCCCUGUGGAAAAAGUACUGGUGACCGCAAAGUUGAAAAAGUUUUACAGAAUGCAUUUAGCAUAAAACAACAGUGUGUUGUUGACUCAGGCUUAUAAAGUUAAUAGAAUUAAGCUACAUACUAUACGUACUGAUUACUGAAUUAAUUGUUUCCUAUCAGAGCUCUGAAAGGUGACUAAGAAAAGCAAGAUCAUUCCCUGCAAAGGAGCCAAAUUCACAUGCUGAAGUAUUUUUGUGCCCACGAAGUGGAAAGACCGAAGGAGCUCAGAUCAGGUAGCCGACUAGUUGAUCCAGCUUCUUUAGCUACCUACACUGGGGUGGUAAAUAAUUCAGAAAUAAAUGUAUCUCUACUGAAAUGUUAAUCAAACACCUAAUCAGACACUCGUCUACAGCAUAUCCAGCAUUCAAAUUAACUUCUUUCUGCUCACCGAAGACGACGUACGUUUGCUUUAAGAGAUAUGAACUGUAGUCUGAAACUGCUGAACACCAUAUUAGGGCAUUUUAUGACAUUUUGCCAAGGGUUAGAUACAAGGUUGUACUGCCCAAUUUAUCGAGGUUACUCAACAAACUGGCAGCUCCUUUUCUUGCCAGAGCUGGGACACUACCGUAGCUGUUUGGUAUGCAGUCCUGUUUUUCCCUUCCCUGCCUGUGAGCAGACUUUAAAAUCAGCUUUAGAAAAAAGUCUACCAGGUCAAUCCAAAGAGCUGAAUACGCUUCAGGAGGAACACAGCAAGUACAUGAACGCAGCUCUGUCUGAGUUUCAAGGGCUCUAGCACGCAGAAGAACUAGCUUUGCUCCGUACGGAUCCUCUGCCUUCAUGAUGGCAAUGACAGAAGCCAGCAUCCUCUUCUUCCGCACCUGCCUUGCGCUGCUUGCCAUGCCCAUCUACCUACUAUCAUUCCUGGGCAUAUGGGAGCCCUUUUGUAAGAAGAUAUUUUUUCCUUUCUUCUUGGAGAAGCUCACUGCAAUUCACAACAGGAAAACAAAGAAGCAGAAGCAGGAGCUAUUUCGAAAUCUCCCUGACUUUUCCGGCCCCUCGGGAGAGCUGAAGCUGCUGGAGAUUGGAACUGGCUGUGGCGCUAACUUCCAAUUCUACCCACCAGGCUGCAAAGUCACAUGCACCGACAUAAACCCCAACUUCCAGCAAGGCCUUUCAAGAAGCAUGAGCCAGAACCAGCACAUCCACUACGAGCGCUUCCUCACAGCAGCAGGAGAAGACCUGCAUCAGGUGCCCAGUGGUUCCGUGGAUGCCGUCGUCUGCACCUUAGUCCUCUGCUCCGUGCAGAGUGUGAACAGCACCUUGAAGGAAGUACUGCGAGUGCUCAGACCAGGAGGCGUUUUCUAUUUCUUAGAGCACGUGGCCGAUGAUCAUUCCAGCUGGAGGUAUUUUUGGCAGCAAGUCUGCUAUCCAACUUGGAAACUCGUGUUUGCUGGUUGCUGCCUAACGAGAGAGAUAUGGAAAAAUCUCGAACAGGCCAACUUCUCAGAACUGAAAUUACAACACAUCAGUGUACCGCUGCCCGGGACGCCUAUUAAGCCUCACAUCAUCGGAUACGCUGUGAAGUAACACAGACCACACUGUGAAGCUUCUUCCCCUGGCCCCACAGAAACGCCUCGGCAUAAUCAAAGCGCACAAAACUGCAUAUGCUAAUCCUGACAUAUGAAUGUAGGUAAUGUGGCUAAGGACUUUAAUUAAAUUUCUGAUUCAGACAUCAAAUGAGA